This is a messenger RNA of Tricharina praecox, 789 nucleotides long. RefSeq lists its product as uncharacterized. NCBI's taxonomy places the organism in Eukaryota, Fungi, Ascomycota, Pezizomycetes, Pezizales, Pyronemataceae. The transcript is spliced from 2 exons. The coding region runs from base 106 to 657 and encodes 183 amino acids. The record is from RefSeq and is a predicted model, not a curated record.
CUUCGCACUGCGGGCCCGUGCGCCGUACAGAUCCUCUAUAAAUCGGCCAAAUAUCUACAUGUUGUUCUCAUCACGCCCCUGGCUUCGCCAUCCGGACCCUCAACAAUGCCACCCAAACGUCCCGCCUCCCCUCCCUCCCCCUCCAAUGUGCCGGCCAAAAAAGCCCACGCGGAAGAGGGUGCGAAAGAUCUUGUCAGCACUCUUCGCACAAAAUAUCCCACCUCUUCCGCGCUCUCCUCAGAGCUCUCAAAGCUUGACGCGUCCGUGCUACGCGGGUUUCUGCUGAGUGCUGCAUACCCCGAGACCUUCGACAGCAGCCGAUCCGGGGCGUACGACUGCAACGUAAGGCACUUUGGCGAGUGUGAGGAACCUGAGGAUCAGAUAGAAGUUGACGUGCGAGUGUUUACGUGCUGCGGGGUGAGAUUCGAGAUGGAUGAUUGGGGUGAAUGGGUGGAACCAGCGCAUGUGGAACCGUACUGUUUUGGGGGUAGACAUACGGUUGUGCCGUGGACGGUCGAGGAUGAGGAGGUGGUGGAUGACUACGGAGACUACGACGAGCUCGGGGUGAACGGCAAACGAAGGGUCCGCUGGUGGGAGGAGAUUGUCAAAGUCGUGGGUGAUUGUGGGAAGUUGAGGUGUAAGGAGAAGCGGUUGUAGAUACCGUGAGUGAGAGGGAGACAAAUGAGAGGUCGUAACCAGGUACUACCUUGUGCUAUAGUAGUGCUAGAGCUCUUCGAAGGGAUAUCAAUACUCUAGACAUCACUCGUUUCCCUGAGUUUCCUCUCGUAU